This is a messenger RNA of Caenorhabditis briggsae, 1014 nucleotides long. RefSeq names its product Protein CBR-DDO-1 (gene Cbr-ddo-1). The coding region runs from base 1 to 1014 and encodes 337 amino acids. The record is from RefSeq and is a predicted model, not a curated record. NCBI's taxonomy places the organism in Eukaryota, Metazoa, Nematoda, Chromadorea, Rhabditida, Rhabditidae. Gene Ontology annotation, molecular function: D-amino-acid oxidase activity; FAD binding. The transcript has 7 exons.
AUGCUGAAAAAGAUAGCAAUCAUUGGAGAAGGCGUCGUUGGAUGUUCUACGGCCCUCCAAGUUUCGUUAGCACUCCCAAACUCUCAGAUUACUGUACUCCAUGAUCGCCCAUUUGUUGAGACUUGUAGUGCUGGACCAGCAGGAUUAUUUAGAAUUGAUGAUGAAAAUAAUCGGGAUUACGGAAAAUACACUUUUGCUUGGUUUGCACAUCUUUAUCGUACUGAGAAGGGGGACGAAACUGGGGUGAAGCUUCUUUCCGGACAUAUCCAGUCAGAUACCAGAGAGCGAUUGGAACAGCAGCAAAGAGCUUACGGAGAUGUUGUGUACAAUUUUAGAUUUUUAGAAGAGCGAGAAAUUAAGGAAUUAUUCCCGGAGCCAUCAAAACACUGCAUUCACUACACGGCAUUUGCGUCAGAAGGAAAUAAAUAUGUACCUUACCUGAAAUCCAAGUGCAUUGCUAAUAGAGUCCAGUUUAGAGAGCAGAAGGUGGAAAACCUUGAACAGCUUGCUGACGAAGGAUUCGAUAUCCUUGUAAAUUGUGCUGGCCUUAAUGGAGGUAAACUGGCUGGAGACGAUGAUACAGUAUACCCAAUCCGAGGAGUAGUGCUUGAUGUAGACGCACAUUGGCACAAACAUUUCAAUUAUAGAGAUUUUAUAACUUUUACCAUUCCCAAAGAACAGAGCGUUGUAAUUGGAUCGGUGAAACAAGAAAAUAGGUGGGAUUUAGAAAUCACGGAUGUUGAUCGAAAGGAUAUCUUGGAGAGAUAUGUGAAGUUACAUCCAGCCAUGAGGGACCCAAAGAUUCUGGGAGAAUGGUCAGGUUUGCGGCCGGCUCGGAAAGCUAUUCGAAUUGAGAAACAAGAUAAAACAAGUGAGAAAUCGGGAAAACCUUAUACGGUUGUCCAUCACUAUGGUCAUGGCGGAAAUGGUUUCACCCUAGGAUGGGGGACAGCAAUGAAGGCUACCCAGUUGGUGAAAAUGGCAAUACUCGACAACAAAUCUUCUAAGUUGUAA